AUGCUUGUACAGCUGGCGAAACGGCUGAUGGAUCUUCAAUUCCUACCCCACAUCGUUGUGAUCAACCCGCACAUCAAGCAGGUGUAUGACUCCUACCGCCAGGCCUUUGGCAUGCUCACCGCGUUCAUCGGUGUGGCUCUUCUCAGCCUGCUGGACGAUCACAUGCACACACACCCUUUUCCACCUCGCUCCACCCCACCCAACCACCAUCCAUCCCCUUGUGUGUUGCAUGUGUCUCAGCUGGUGGACGAUCACACGCCCCUGCUUAUAGUGCUGGCACAGGGACUAGUGGACGACCAUACGCCUCUCGUGGUAGUGCUGGCACGGAGAGUGAGGGAGUGUUCCCGCUUAGGCUGUAACAUAUGUACACACCCCCCUCCACCCCUCUCCACUCCUCUCCUCCCCUCUCCACCCCUCUCCAACCAACCCAACCACCAGCCAUCCCAUUGUGUCUCAGCUGGUGGACGACCAUACACCACUGUUGGGAGUGCUGGCGCGAGGAGGGAGGGAGUGCUCCCCUUAGGCUGUCACAAGUACACAUACACACACCCCUCUCCACCCCUCUCCACCCCACCCAAUCACUAUCCAUCCCCUUGCAUGUCUCAGCUGGUGAACGAUCACACGCAUCUCCUGGGAGUGCUGGCACGGGGGGUGAGUGGGGGCUCCCUGCGACCACUGGCGGGGAGGGAGCUUACCCUCAACUCUCUUCUCCUCUUCCCCUCCCACUCAGCUGGCACGGGGGGUGAGGGAGUGCUCUCUGCGGCCGCUGGGCAUGAGGGAGUGCUCUCUGCGGCUGCUAGAGGGGAGAGAGCUCGACCUGGACCCCUUCCUGGACAACAUGCUGCGGUCGCGAAUCAGUUGCAGGAUCAUCGCAGAGCAUCACAUCUGCCUGCAGCAUCAACGACCAGGAUUCAUUGGCGUUAUCUGCUCCCAGCUCACCAUGCAUGCAGUGGUCCAAGCAGCAGGCCAAGCAGCAGUCAAGCAGUGGUCCAAGCAGCAGUCAAGCAGUGGUCCAAGCAGCAGUCAAGCAUUGCACGGACGUCUCUCGCCGCCCCUUCGUGUCAGCAAUUCCCCUCCUCGCAUUCGCCUCCCCUCUUUUCCCGCCCCCCCUCCCCCCGUUCCCAUCAGCUCUCAAUGCAAGCAGCAGUCGAGCAGUGCACGGAUGUGUCUCGACGCACCUUUGGCUUCUCGCCCUCUUACCUCCCCCCCUGCUCCUCCCUCUCAAUGCAAGCAGUGGUGGAGGCAGCAGUCAAUGCAAGCAGUGGUGGAGGCAGCAGUCAAUGCAAGCAGUGGUGGAGGCAGCAGUCAAUGCAAGCAGUGGUGGAGGCAGCAGUCAAUGCAAGCAGUGGUCAAGGCAGCAGUCAAUGCAAGCAGUGGUCGAGGCAGUAG
Molecule: messenger RNA, 1389 nt
Organism: Closterium sp. NIES-65
Lineage: Eukaryota; Viridiplantae; Streptophyta; Zygnematophyceae; Desmidiales; Closteriaceae
Source: the annotation of a GenBank genome assembly